AGAAAACUGUCACAAAACUGUCCGGUCGAGCAGACAGGACCCUGGCCGGAGCCAUAGGGUGAAAGGGUUUUUUUUCCCCACUUACCAAACACAUGAUGAGCAUUAGCGAUGCAAAAAGUGUGCACGAAGUGAUGAUUCACAUGGGCAACAGCUUCACAAUUUACCGCCGACAAACCUCUAAAGAUCUGAAUCCAGGGACCCGGAGCGCCUCUACUGUCCGAUAAUAUAUACAGAGAUGAAAGGUACUGAAGAAUUCAAAGACCAAUACCUGCCCCCUACAUUCAGUGAGGUGUGAAUUCAAGGGGCUGAUAGGCGGGGAGACUCUGCACUGGACCGGCUGGGAUCGUAAUGUUUUUGUAAUUAUUUUUUUUUCUUUGUUUUUGUGUGCAGUUAUUUGGGAUCCUUGUGAUCGGAGCCUCUCUCUCAGGAAAUCGGAUACAUGUGUUCUCCCUCAUCACACAUCCCACAUCCCACUCCGCUAACUGUGAAUUCGCACAAUUCAAGUGCCUCUGGCAGGCUUGUGUCAGCGUUGUGUUACAAGGUGUUUUUCACUUUCAAACAAAAUCCAAACAUGCAGUAAAGCUUUUUUUUUUUUGUGAAUACCGAAAAAAUAUAUAAAUAGAUUAAAAAAAAGACUUCUAUUAUAAACAAUGAAGCAGUUCGUGAAGUUGUACGCUCAGUAAUAAAUUUGUUUCUGCUGACGUCUCGAUUUAUAUUUUUACAGACAGAGAACCUAUUGAAAAACUCAAGCAAGCUGGCUGUGUCCUGUAGCCUCUCUAUUCAUAAAACAGCACGGUGCUGCAGGCGUGAUAGAUCUCAUAUCGCAAUUGUCUCCAUUACAAUACGGCAUCGCCGUAUAACCCCACCCCUGCAAGGAGAUUUAAAGGGGCUCUGACGAAAGAUCCCAGGGGAGGAAGGGUGGGUGCCUAAAGUCCAUUACUGUGCAGGAGUCAGCCGGGGCUCUGCAGUCCGGUGCUGCCGUGGAAAGGAGCUGGGCGCUCGCCUUGCUGGAAUUGUUUACUCCAGCCAGAAGCGCACGGAGCUGUGGAUGCGUGCAGGGAGCAGACACAGGGUGGGAGGGGGGCAGCUUCUCUAUGAAAGGUAAAAAUAUGUAGCCAGCCGAACAGUUCGAUUCCCGUUUUGCCCAAAACCGUGAUUUCCCAUCCCUCUGCUCUGCAUUAGCAGAUUGCUCCAGAAUGGAACAAGCUGGACGUUUAAUAACACCGUGUCAGAGACUGGAGUAUACAGUACGGAUUGUCGGGUCCAUACACUGGAAUCUGUUUCCACCAGGUCCAGGGUUCGGAGCGGGUUCGGAGUUCGACUCUGCACCGGAGAAUGACAGAAGGAAACCAGUGAAGAUCGCUCGCAUCGAUACUGUUUGGGAUCGCGAGUUUCUGAUGCAUUAGACGUUCCAAAAUAAAGUGAAUCAUAUUUAUAUGAAAUAUUAAAGGUUAAUAACAUGUUGAACACAGUCUGCAGGGGUGUAGUUGUUUAUUAGUUGUCAGAGCUGUCUGAAGUAUAGUCCCAGGACUCUCUUUUUAUUGUGGGGAUACAAAACGAUUGUGGAAGCUGAUCAACUGCAGAACUAACUCCUCCAUUGAGCUCGGCUCACACUAGCGUCCUGGAGACCGGUGACACCGUGGGACUCUGCUCACAGCGAAGAGAUAAUGGGGAUUGUUUACUGCGUUUUAAGGAUUUUGCAGAGAAGAGAGGUUUAGCAGUUUCGCAUUGCCUGACCGCUUCCCAGCCUCCAUGGACCCAGGAACGAGAGCCGGACCGAGGGAAGCCCACGCCAGCCCCUCCCCCGCGGUUGCAGCCAAUGCCGAGGGAGACGCUAUUGAAGUGCUGGAAAGCACAGAUGUACUGCCUAUGGCUCCCGAAGAUCACUGGAAAACUCUUUUCGAUCAGUUUGACCCUGAGAAUUCAGGCUACAUCAGCACGGAGCGGUUCCGGAGCCUUCUGAACAUGUACGGCUCUGAGCUGGACCCCCACAAGCUUGCGGUGCUCCUGGCCCUAGCUGACAGCAACGCAGACGGGAGGAUCUGCUACCAGGACUUCGUCAAUCUGAUGAGUAACAAGCGCUCAAACAGUUUCCGGAGAGCGAUCCUGCAGGGCAACAGGCAGAGGAAGAGCGCCGCCCUGCUGGAGGAACCCGGAAUGGGCCUCUCCCAGUGCCUCGUCCGCCACGUCGCCUACGAGACCCUCCCCCGAGAGGUGGACCGCAAGUGGUACUAUGACAGCUACACCGGCUGCCCCCCACCCUGGUUUAUAAUCGUCGUGGCCAUCGUGGAGGUGGCUGUGUUUGUUUAUUAUGGGCUGCUGCUGGACAGGUGGGUCCUCCAGGUGUCUCACCCGCUGUAUCUGAGGAACCCUCUGGUGUACCACCCCCAGCUCCGAGUGCAGGCCUGGCGCUACCUCAGCUACGUCUUCAUGCACGCAGGGAUAGAACACCUCAGCCUGAACGUGCUGCUGCAGCUGCUGGUGGGCCUUCCCUUGGAGAUGGUGCACGGGGCCCUGCGGAUUGGCUUCCUUUACAUCUCCGGAGUGCUGGCAGGUUCCUUGGCCGUGUCGGUGGCUGACAUGACGGCGCCAGUGGUGGGAUCAUCGGGAGGGGUCUACGCUCUCGUCUCCGCCCACCUCGCCAACAUCGUCAUGAACUGGUCGGGAAUGAAGUGCCAAUUCAAACUGCUUCGCAUGGCGAUUGCGUUGCUUUGCAUGAGCGCGGAGUUCGGGAGAGCAGUGUGGCUGCGUUUCUACCCCUCGGUCUACCCACCCUGCCCCAACCCCAGCUUCGUGGCCCACCUGAGCGGGGUGGCGGUGGGGGUCACGCUGGGGGUGGUGGUCCUCAGGAACUACGAGCAGAGGCUCCAGGAGCAGUCACUCUGGUGGAUCUUCGUCUUGGUCUACAUCGUCUUCUUUCUGUUCGCCAUCUUCUGGAACAUCUUUGCCUACAGCCUGCUGGAGCUCCGUCUGCCUCCCCUUCCCUGAGGACCCAGGUUGCCGUCGGAGUGCCAGGUCAAGCACCGGCACGCACCCGAGUGGGCAAAGUGUGGCAUGGCCAAGCCCUCCUCUACCUGCUUGGGGAAGGGCCAUGACUUUAAUGUGGGUAUGUUUUCUAACACAUAAGGUGUCUUCGCAUAAACUAAACAGAACAAAGAUGUGCCCGUGUGCAUCGUGACUUUGUGUACAGUUUGUACAGUCUGUCUACACAUUAAACAUUACUGGAAGUACUGCCAAAAAAAAGAAAUAAAAAAUCACUGAACAGAUCCAUGCAGAAGUAGGUUGUUCAAAUAUCCGCCAUGCUCUACCUUCAUCCUGAGGGGGAGGUUUUGGCGCCUCCUUUUGGAGGGUAGGAGGAUUACAGAUUAAUUUGUACAUAUAUGGUAUCAUGGAAAGCUACCUUCCUGAACUCAGUUUAAUACAGUAUGUCAGUAUUAAUACAGGAAUGCAUAGUGCAGAUCUGCAAGUCAAUAAAAGGCUCAUCUCAAACCCAGGCUUAGGUACUUAAUGGAUCUCAGUGUGCAGAAUUGGUCUCUUCAGCCCUUAUGCACAGUAGCCAAGGGAUGAAACUGCAAGAUGCGUGAAAAUGAAAAGUGCUGUAUGUUUUUAAAACAAGAGUGGUAUCUGUCUUUAUUAUUUCUUCUGAUGAGCUUCCUAUAAACUCCAGAGUCUGCCAGUCGUAUUAUCACAUGGUAACCUAUGUCAGAACUACAGUUAGAAAGUCAGGAAACAUUUUGUUCUGCCCAGUCACCGUUGUAGUUUAUCAUAGUACCAGAGCCCCUUGAUCGAAUGAUUGCCUUAUUCCUUGUAUAAUGAUAACAUUUUGUGAUUGCCAAAAACGUAAGCCAGUGUUCAAUCUGUGUAUGGAAUACAGCUAGGAAUGUAUUGUAAUGCAACGAAGUGUGUUGUAGAAUGUAGGUGAUAUGAAAUCAGAGUUGUGCUGAAUCCCUCUCUCUCUGAUCAGCCCUUCUAUCAGUUUCCCUUAGUAAAUGUGCUUGAUCAUCUUGCACUUGUUGCUUUUCCAUGCACACUGCCUUGCAUUCGAUGCUGAUUUAAAUGAUUGCUUUUUGCAGCUUUGCCAUACUCCUCUGUGAUUUGCUGUGCUCGCUUGUGCUGGACCGUGCAUUUAGGUUUCCACUGUGGUGUAGCACAGUAAACUAUUAUACGGUGGGCCCUCGUGGAUCGAAUACGAGAUGCAGUUGUCUUAACCUUCGAAAAACGUAAAUGAAGGAGCGUGUCCUUUUUUUAUCGCUCGCACCUCUUGUUUGGGCAGGGGAGGGGGUUGUUAUUUAAGGGACAUUUGUAUUCAGUAGAUGUUUUAUAGAGUGCGGUUUUGUUUUUGCUGUUUUUAAAAUGUUCCCGCUAAACAUACUUCUACCAGUUGGAAUCAUUCUCCUAUUUAAAUGGUUUGUUAUUUAAAAGAUACUGUUACCUUCUGAACCCCUGUCUGUUCUGCAAGUGAAACAAAAUACGAAUCCCUACCAAAUCGUAAAGCACAGCAAAUACCCAUUAAAGUACAUGUGGUACGCUUAAUCAAAUAUACAGUAGUACAGUACUGUGCUGGAAAAUAAGCUCAGUAAUAAAAUGAGGCGCGCUUUCUGAAGCUGCGGUCUGAUUUUCAUUACUGCAGGUAAUGGUUACGUUUGAUCUUCAGUCCUGCGCAGUGCACCUCUGUCAGUGGAGCUACCGCAUUCAGUAAAAGCUGACAGCAGCAGACAGAGCGUUAGUGUGUCACAUGUGUCCUCUUUUUAAUGGAAAUCCGAGACUUUAGCCUUGGUGUGCAUGGUGAAGCUUCAUAGUAAUCAGACCUGGCUACUGGGAGAUGAUCUCACAGUCUGGUGUAGAGAGAGCUCGGAAAUGAUUGAUUGCACUGUCUUUGCGUGGAGACUGAGAACAUGUCUUCAAUACAAUCUUAUUCUUACUGAAUUUCUAACUGUUUGGUUGAAACGAGCACUCGAGAGAGGGUUGUGUUAUCUGAUGGGGGAGAGAGGGCAUGAUUCAGAAAGCCUUAUUCUGCCCAAUAUUUUAAUAAAUAAAUGUUUGUAUGGGCAUCAGAAUUAGAUUAUAAUGCAUCUUCCUUAGAAAAGUUAACUUAUUGUAAUGUCUGUCUUGUGUCAUCAUUGUACAUGUAUUCAAAACUCUUUUGUACAGCCUUAAAAGAUUAAAAUAAAAAACAAACAAAACAUAUCAAUAAUUAUAAUAUUAUUUGGAACUGUUUGUCCAGGAAAAAAGGGCUGCGGUACACCACUGGUCCGGGUUUGAUACAUGUGUUUUU
Polyodon spathula (Mississippi paddlefish) is the source of this 5275-nucleotide messenger RNA. Its product is annotated as rhomboid-related protein 3-like. Gene Ontology annotation, molecular function: serine-type endopeptidase activity; calcium ion binding. Bases 1753 to 2988 code for a protein of 411 amino acids. The record is from RefSeq and is a predicted model, not a curated record. Gene Ontology annotation, cellular component: membrane. The transcript is spliced from 10 exons. NCBI's taxonomy places the organism in Eukaryota, Metazoa, Chordata, Actinopteri, Acipenseriformes, Polyodontidae.